AUGUCAACAACCGAAAUAAAUAAUUCCAACGCUGAUUUUAAUUGGUUAAAAAGAGCGAUAUCGGAAAAUUAUAUCAAGUAUUAUGAUUUUGCCGAAUUCACUAAUUGGGAAGAAAUUAGCUACGGUUCUUAUGGAAAUGUUUCUUGCGCGAAUUGGAAAGCAUGUUGGAAAUAUGACCCAAAUGAACGUCCUACUAUGCAACAAGAUACUUCCAUUUUAAAUUGA
Molecule: messenger RNA, 225 nt
Organism: Funneliformis mosseae
Lineage: Eukaryota; Fungi; Glomeromycota; Glomeromycetes; Glomerales; Glomeraceae
Source: the annotation of a GenBank genome assembly